GUGAUCACUCAGAACUCACUUUCAAGAAAAGACACAACAUUAUAGAAAUGAGAUAAUAGAAAUAUAUAGUUAUAUUGAAAUAUACAUACUUGAAAAGUAGUGCAGAAAACAAUGCAAACAUUUAUAAGUACUCUGUCCUGUCUCUCAGUUCUGAUUUGUGCGACAUUGAAGAGCAAAGCUGAAAGUAAAUUUACUGGAACAGAAGGAGGCAGUGUGGAUAUUUUCUGUAAAUACUCUGAUGGAUAUCAAUAUACACCCAUGUAUUUCUGCCGUGAUCCAUGCGCUUAUUCUGAUUUACUAAUUAAAUGUAAGAAGGCUGAUACAUUCGUCUCUAAGGGAAGAUACAGUGCAAUAAACACCGUCUCUGGACGUCGCUUCUCUGUUGCCAUAAAAAACCUCACACUACAGGACUCUGGAGUUUAUUACUGUGGUGUGGAUACAUGGGGCUUCGACAAGUUGACUAAAGUAAAGCUGACUGUCAGUAAAGUAGUUCCUGCUGUGUCUACAUUUGCUCCAGUGUCUGGGGAGAUUCAAAUGUCUGAAGUUACAGAGCUACCCAUUACUAUAACAGUGCUUUCUCCAACAGCUCUUGUGGUUCUCUACAUCAAAACAUCCUAUACAGGCACCACAUCUUGCUGUUUACAGCAUACUCCUGAAACCCAAAUUCCACAUUCACAAUCCAAUCAGGAGGACCUUUGGCAUGUGAAUAAUGAGAUGUUGGAUGUGUAUAGUUCAGCUGGUCUAGAUAUUGGGGAUGAUCCUUCUGCCCCAUGCAGCACCUUCCAGCACACUGCCCCAGCAGAUAAUGACUGCAACCCAUACUCUCUUGGGUCGCCACAGCGGAUUAUUCGUCUCCAUACCACCCUGUCCUCUACAUCUGGACGCGGUGGGGAGCAGGCGAAUGACGUUUGCAGGCGCGAGCGCGGAGUCGCGGCUCUGAGCGCCAGGCGGAGCGGCGAGCAACGACGCACGGUGAGUCCCGCUGCUGAACUUUCUCUCUCCGUCAAACUUCCUUCUAAUGUCUGA
This is a messenger RNA of Silurus meridionalis, 1026 nucleotides long. Its product is annotated as CMRF35-like molecule 9. NCBI's taxonomy places the organism in Eukaryota, Metazoa, Chordata, Actinopteri, Siluriformes, Siluridae. The transcript has 8 exons. The record is from RefSeq and is a predicted model, not a curated record. The coding region runs from base 112 to 1026 and encodes 304 amino acids.